UUGAGAGGCCUAGGCGCGUAGCAGCACAUAUUGGCUCACCUAGCCUUUUUAUUUUAAACGGAUAUUAACUAAACAUUAAACUCUGUACGUGGAAUCUUUAUUUCAUCAGCAGUGAGUAUAAAAUUACGUAAAUGCUUGCGUUUACGGAAACUGCGCUGGAAACAUCAAAUAACAUCGCCCCAUCUUCAUCGCCAUCGUCUUAGGCGAUUUCUUUGACGACCUAAAUAUCUAUGAUUCCGGAUCAGUUCAGAGAAAGUCUCUCCACCGGUGGCCGGCUCACUUUAUUCUAAAGCUCUUCUGCAUAUACAAAUUUGUACUUUUCAUUUUUCCAUAUCUCAUUUCCCAUCCCUUUACGGGUGGCUUGUACACGUUUGUAAUAGAACAUUGUAUUAUGGUCAUUGCCAUUGUUGAAAUUUCCUCACUAUAAUGAGAACAUUGUGUUGCUCUUCUUAAUCUCGGAUUGUAGCCUUGGAUUUGUGCUAUAUGUGCUGAGUUUUUCAAUAUGUCUUGAUCUGAGCUGAUGGUUACUUGGACAAAGUUGUGCUACUCUUAGCUUGGUUGAAUUUGGAAAGUCGUAUUUAUUUUUCUAUAGAGACUGGACUUUGGAUUGGAUAAGCUUCAGUUCUUGCUCUGGGUUGGUUGUUUAGUAAUGGAGAGUUUAGCACAGUUAGAAGCAUUGUGUGAGAGGCUGUACACUUCACAAGACUCAUCUGAACGAGCCCAUGUUGAGAAUACUCUUAAAUGCUUUUCUGCAAAUAUUGAUUACAUUUCACAAUGUCAGUUUAUUCUGGAUAAUGCAUCCACUCCUUAUGCAUUGAUGCUGGCUAGUUCAAGCCUCUUGAAGCAAGUCUCUGAGAACAAUCCUUCAUUGCAGCUCCGCCUAGAUCUCUGGAAUUACCUCAUAAGCUAUUUGGCAAACAGAGGUCUUGACUUGCAACCUUUUGUGAUUGCAUCUCUCAUUCAACUCUUAUGCCGAAUCACCAUGCUUGGGUGGUUUUGUGAUGAUAGGUUUAGAGAACUGGUUGCAGAAUCCAUAAAGUUUAUGACUCAGGCAACAUCCAAUUAUUAUGCUAUUGGUCUAAAGAUCUUGAAUCAGCUUGUUUGUGAGAUGAACCAGCAAAAUCAAGGGGCAGCUUCAACCCAUCAUAGGAGAGUGGCAUCCUCGUUCCGGGAUCAGUCUCUUUUACAAGUUUUCAGGAUAUCUUUAACAUCCUUGCAUCAGUUAAAAAAUGAUGUUCAAACUGCAGUCAUAAGUCGACUACAGGAAUUGGCACUAUCUCUGUCCCUGAAGUGUUUAUCUUUUGAUUUCAUUGGAAUGUCCAUUGAUGAAAGUUCUGAAGAGUUUGGUACUCUUCAGGUUCCAUCUUCAUGGAAAUCAAUAUUAGAGGAACACUCAACUCUGCAGAUCUUUUUUGAUCACUACGCUCUUGCAAAGGGCCCUGCUUCCAAAGAGUCAUUGGAGUGUUUGGUCCGGCUGGCCUCUGUAAGACGCUCUGUCUUCACAGAUGCUGCUGCACACACAAAGUUCUUGGCCCAUCUCAUGACAGGAACCAAAGAGAUUUUACGAACUGGCCUAGGUCUAGGUGAUCAUGAUAAUUACCAUGAAUUUUGUCGUCUUCUGGGACGAUUCAGAAUAAGCUAUCAGUUAUCAGAAUUGGUCAAAGUGGAAGGAUAUGGUGAAUGGAUACAUUUUGUGGCUGAAUUCACAUUUAAGUCGCUACAAUCUUGGCAGUGGACUAGCAGCAGCGUGUAUUACCUUUUGGGUCUCUGGUCUAAGUUGGUGAGCUCUGCACCAUACCUGAAGGGUGAUGCACCAAGCUUGCUUGAUGAAUUUGUUCCGAAAAUUGCUGAAGGAUUCAUUACUUCAAGGUUUGAUUCUGUGGAGGCUACUACUCUUCCUGAUGAUUCUUCAGAGAACUUGUUGGAGAACACCGAGCUUCUUCAAGAUCAACUUGAUUGCUUUCCAGCACUUUGUCGAUUUCAGUAUGAAAGAUGCUGCCUGUUUAUAGUGAGUACCUUGGAGCCUAUACUGCAAAUUUACUCGGUAUAGCUCGGCUUCAGGCUGGCGGUAGUAACAUUGAGCUGUCCGUUACUGAAGACAAGCUUGCUUGGGCUGUUCAUAUAAUUGCUGCUGUUGUGAAGAUGAGACAGUGUGCUAGUUCUAGUGCUGCUGCCCCAGAAGUACUUGAUGCAGAACUCUCAGCCCAUGUUAUACGUAUAGUAAAUGUCACAGAUAGUGGGCUACAUAGUCAGAGAUAUGGUGAAGCGAGCAAGCAAAGGCUUGAUAGGGCAAUUCUAAUCUUUUUCCAGAACUUCAGAAAGUCUUAUAUAGGUGAUCAGGCUAUACAUUCGUCAAAGCAGUUGUAUGCCCGAUUGUCUGAGCUUCUUGGACUCAAUGAUCAUCUUUUACUAUUAGAUUUCUUUAUCCGAAAACUUGCAACAAACCUUAGGUGUUAUGCAGAGAGUGAAGAACUCAUUGAUCACACUUUGCGUCUGCUGCUGGAGCUGGCAUCUGGUUACAUGACCCAAAAGUUACUUCUCCAGUUGGAUACUGUUAAGUUUAUAAUGGCACAUCCUACGAAAGAACACUUUCCCUUUCUAGAAAAGCAAGCAUGCUUUCGCAGUAGAACAACAUUUUACUACACUAUUGGAUGUCUAAUCUUUGUGGAGGAUAUCUCUGUGAAAUUCAAGAUAUCAAUGGAUCCUCUUCUCCAGGUUUUGCUCACUUUGGAAUCAGUACAGGACACCAUGUUCCGAACUGAUACAGUGAAGUAUGCUUUGAUUGGACUUAUGAGGGAUCUUCGUGGGAUUGCUAUGGCUACUCAUAAUCGCCGGACCUUCGGCCUACUUUUUGACUGGAUAUAUCCUGCUCACAUGCAAGCUGUUUUGAAGGGAAUGUCACAUUGGGCUGAUACUCCAGAGGUCACAACGCCACUGUUGAAGUUUAUGGCUGAGUUCGUGCUAAACAAAUCUCAACGAUUAAAUUUUGACUGUUCUUCCCCAAAUGGCAUCCUUCUUUUUAGGGAAGUUAGCAAAUUGCUUGUUGCCUAUGGAUCAAGAAUCUUGGCAAUCCCAAAUCCUACUGAUAUAUAUGCCUACAAAUACAAGGGAAUAUGGAUUUCUUUAACUAUUCUUUCAAGAGCUCUUGCUGGAAAUUAUGUAAAUUUCGGUGUGUUUGAACUCUAUGGAGAUAGAGCACUUACAGAUGCACUGGACAUCACCCUGAAGAUGGCACUGUCAAUUCCACUAGCUGAUAUUAUUGCCUACAGAAAGCUCACAAGGGCAUACUUUGCCUUCUUGGAAGUUCUUUUCAACAGCAACAUUGGCUAUGUACUUAACCUUGAUACAAAAACAUUCAUGCUUAUAGUUGGUUUGCUUGAAGCUGGUCUGAAAGCACUUGAUGAUGGCAUAUUAACUCAGUGUACAUCCGCAUUUGAUAAUCUCGCUUCGUUCUACUUCAACAACAUCAUAAUGGAGGAAGCACCAAAUUCACCUGCUGCUGUUAGUUUUGCUAGACACAUAGCAGAAUCCCCGAGUUUAUUUCCUCAAAUACUAAAAACAUUCUUUGAGAUUGUUCUUUUUGAGGAGAAUGGAAACCAAUGGAGUCUUAGUCGACCAAUGCUUGGAUUGAUGCUUAUUAGUCAACAGAUAUUCAAUGAUUUAAAAGCUGAGAUUCUGGCUUCUCAGCCCGUCCAUCAGCACCAGCGCCUCUCCUUGUGUUUUGACAAAUUAAUGAUGGAUGUUACAAACAGCUUGAGUACAAAAAAUCGUGACAAAUUCACUCAGAAUCUGACAAUAUUCAGGCAGCAGUUUCGGGCAAAAUAAGUUUAGGCGCUUUCUCAUGGCUAGUAAUACUACUGAUUUUUUGGGGGGGAGAAUAUUUGAAUCCCUUUCUGAUGUGAAUUGUAUUAGUAUUUCUCGCGGUUUCAUUUUAGUGGUCUCACGGAUACAAACUCGUGAGGUGCCGAAAGGUCUUCGUUUUUUUCUCGGUGUGAAGAGAGAAGCUUUUUGAAGGUUCCGCCAUGUUUUUUCUGGGGGACUUAGCUCUGAACUUCUGGGUGAACUGUGUAGUGUGUACAGCUAUGAACGGAUGACGACAAAGUGAAGAAGGUGAAAGAGCAAUUAACCGACGGUGUGGAAGAGCAAUUCACCGACAGUGAAUCAAAACGCCGUUGUGCCAGUAAAAUCCAUUACAGGUUGUCUUGGCUGUAAUGGAUCAUGUCACUUUGAGAUUCUGGCAUGGUGGUUCUUUUAGGAAGAAAAAUGAUUGCUUAGUUUAUCUGAAUGGACACAAUAAGACUUUUGAGGUAGAUCCUGAUGAACUAUGUUGGUUCUGGCUUGAAGAAUUGGCAAAGAAAUGCGGUAGUUACAAUGUGAUUAAAGAAAUCUUUUAUUUGCUGCCUGGUAUGAACUUGGAUGAAGGAUUAAGAAAAGUGUACAAUGAUCAUGAGGUUCUGCAGAUGGCAGAAAUCCUGGUUAAGGUCAGGUGUCUCGAUUUGUAUGUGCUUCAUGGCCUUGAUAAACCAGAAGAAUUGCUGAUGUUACCGCCAAAUACAAACACAGAAUCUCUUACAGAACCCUCAGAUGUUAACCAAAAAGGUGUUUCUGAGGUCGUACAUCAUGAGGCUGAGACAACAUCAUGGGGACAUGAUGGUGAUUAUGAAGCUGAGGUUGAACAUGAGGCUGAAACAGAUUUGUACAGAUUUGUCUAGCAUCUAUUGAUCUCAUUAUGUAUUACUACAUAACAGGGUAAAAGCUGGCUAAUAUUAUGGCACCUCAACUACCUGCACAACUACCUCAUCUCAAAAUACUACUAACAUUUAUUAAGCAUUUGUGUACAGAUUUGGAAACACAAUAGAUAACAUCAUUAUUAUUGAAUAAACUUAUUACACCUAAA
This is a messenger RNA of Cuscuta epithymum, 4897 nucleotides long. NCBI's taxonomy places the organism in Eukaryota, Viridiplantae, Streptophyta, Magnoliopsida, Solanales, Convolvulaceae. The record is from the annotation of a GenBank genome assembly.